AUGUCGAUCUCGGGAGUUUACGACUACGAGAAGCCCCGGAAAAACGCGAUGACCCAACCCGAGAACGCGAAGAGGCAAAUCAAAGGCUUGAAGAUGCGGCCCAACAACUCCGCGAAGUCACCCAACGACUACAGACCCCGCUUCAACCCCCAAGUGCCGAUAUGUACAGCCGGAAGCCAGAAGAGGGGAGGAUAUUUGCUGGAAAAUGGAGGCAGAAUAUUGAAUGGACAACAACAACAGCAACAAUAUCGACACUCGAAUACGAUUCAAAAUAUCGAUGAAUCGCCAUCUGCGGCCUCUUCUGAGCCACGACCAAAUGGUCAUACACAUCAACAUGAAGAGGAACCGGUGGUGGUUGAAGAAGCGUCGUGUAUGGUCGGAGCCGAGGGAGGUGUGGUGACAUGCCCGGGGAGCCGAGUCGAACUCCGCAUCCCAGCUGGAGCACUACCCAUUGGCCAAAAACACGAGAUAUACGUCAGGGUAUGCCAAGAGGGAUCAGUCCUCCCACCCAUCGAUCCGAGCCGCGGGGAGACCCUCCUGAGCCCGUUGGUCAUCUGCGGGCCUCAGGGAUUGCAAUUUAACAAGCCGGCCGAGUUGAGGUUGCCUCAUAAUGGGUCCGUCUCAAACGAUCAGUGGCAAUUCUCACUAAAGACUGGAGAUGGCGGUAGAUGGACAAAUGUCGACAUUGACAAAAACACGGGAAUGGCCUCCCAAGAGUUCCUCUCCGUGCCGAUCCACUCCUUC
Molecule: messenger RNA, 744 nt
Organism: Mesorhabditis spiculigera
Lineage: Eukaryota; Metazoa; Nematoda; Chromadorea; Rhabditida; Rhabditidae
Source: the annotation of a GenBank genome assembly